Melitaea cinxia (Glanville fritillary) is the source of this 2050-nucleotide messenger RNA. RefSeq names its product transcriptional regulatory protein AlgP-like (gene H). The transcript is spliced from 3 exons. The record is from RefSeq and is a predicted model, not a curated record. Bases 449 to 2050 code for a protein of 533 amino acids. NCBI's taxonomy places the organism in Eukaryota, Metazoa, Arthropoda, Insecta, Lepidoptera, Nymphalidae.
AAGUUUAUUUGUGGCCAAAAUGAACGAUUAUAUUUGGAUUUUGAACGAAUCAAAAUGGAUGCUGGGUGUGAAUGAACUAUGUACUGAAAAACGAACAGCUUUUUAUCGAGUUGUGUCGUGGGCCCGAUUAUAAUCGGGAAUCCGGCAUCACGGGUCUGUUUAGUAAUUAUUUGAUCAGUUGUGAACUCGUAAAUGUGUCCUAAGAAUAGGGAUUGAUCGAUUUAGUGGCUAAAUUCGGUAAAUACCUUGUCGGUUAUGUGUUUACGAGAGUGUCAGGCGAGCUUCCCGCAGGUGUCCCUAAUAGGAUGAGGACUCUGACGGAAAUAUUGAAUGUCGAUGCAAAUCAGCGAGUGGUGUGUGUCGGGCUGCCGUAGCUACUCGGUGCAAGAUGGCGAGAAUAUACGGACUAAAGUGUUGCUCGUGUGCUCUAUGAGCGGGCAGAAAUGAAAUGCAUAUACAGGAAGGAACAAACACAACUCUGACAACAUGUACCAAAAUGACAGAAGAAGUAGACAGAAGACAUGGUGUGAAUGGAAACAGCAGUAGUAAGGGUGUCAAUGACGAUCCUCCUGUGCACAGUACAGCUCCCGCUGCGACGGGUGGAAGGCUUAAAUUCUUCAAAGAUGGUAAAUUUAUCCUGGAGUUGGUCCGCGGCAGCGCGCGCGAAGGCGAGCGCGUCGGCUGGGUGUCGGUGCCGCGCAAGACGUUCUGGCCGCCCGCCGCCGCGCCGCCCACGCCGCCGCACGCCGCGCCGCCCGCCCCGCUGUCGCUCUCCGACGACAACUCCUCGCUGCACUCCUCGCCCUGCGCCUCGCACCGCGACCACUGCUUCAAGCAGGCCGCGCCGCGCCGCAACCUCUCCAAAGAGCUAGCCAUGUACUACUGCCGACCGACCACUCUGCACACGGCGCACAUCCAGGCCGCUAGCCGGCUCAAGCGGAGGAGGCCCUUCGACACGAGCCACCUCGACGGCCCCGACGGAACCUUACGUAGGGCCGUCGCCAACGGGCUGUGCGACAAGAAACGAAACGGCGACGUCGGCUCGCCGGAGAGCGGGAGCUGUCGGAGCGAGGACGUCGUCGACGCCUCGAACGACUCGAAGAUGAAAACGGACGAGGACAGGUGGACGGAUUUCGAUCGAGAGAAAUACUAUCACAUGAAACUUAAAAAACCAUAUCAGUAUCAUAAGCUAAGAGUGUACAAAAAGACGCGGUCCGCGAUCCGGCGAAAGGAGCUGGCUCGAACCGUCGACCGACUGCGCGAGAAGGUCGCGUCGCUGCCGGUGCUCGUGAACGCGAAGCUGGCGAGUUGCCGGCAGGAGCACAUGAUGGUGUCGCCGCGCAAGCGUAUCUUGCGCGAGAUGGAGCGCGUGAGCCUCGAGGACCAGGCCACCAAGCGCCGCGCCAAGACCGUGCCCGCGCUCAGCACCGCGUCCUACCCGCCGUCGCCGGGGCCCAGCCACGCGCACGCGCCGCCGCGCGCCAACGGCGCCGCGCCGCGCAAGGAGCCCGUCAGCCGCAACGUCAGCAGCUACAGCAUCCACUCGCUGCUCAGCAUGCCCGACGACAGCCCGCGCCGCUCGCCGCACUCCUACCCGCCCUCGCUGAAGACGGAGUCGCCGUCGAGCGUCACCUCGCCCGACUUGAGCCCCAGCCCCGACGGCUACCGCUACCGCUACUCGGCAGUGGCGCGCGACUCGCCCACGCCGCCGCAGCCGGCCGCACCGGCCGCGCCGCCCGCGCCGCCCGCCUUCCGCAGCUACGCGCCUCCCACUUCGCCGUACGCGCCGCGCGCCUGGCCCGCGCCGCCCGCCCCCGCGCCCGCCUACCGCGCGCGCGACGACUGGGCGGGCGCGGGGGCGGGCUACGUGUUCGGCUACGGCUACGUGCCGCACGUGUACCGCGCGCCGGCGCCGCUGUGGAUGCACUACGCGCUGGCGCCGGGCGCGCCGCCGGGGCCCUGGGCGCCGCUGGCGCACCCGCUGCUCACCGACCACAUCCCCAAGGACGAGCCUACUUCCGAUUUGCCACUGAACCUAUCGAAGCACUGA